GCGGUGUGACCCUGGAUGAGUCACCUAACCCCCGCCUGCCUCAGUUUCCCCAGCUGUAAAAGGCAGAGCUUUCCCGCAGCUCUCCAGGAGACCUGCAGAGGCGGAACCCGAGGAGCGGGCGCGAGUUUCCGGGGGGAGCAGCGCGGGCGGCUCUCACUUCCGCCGGCGGCGGAAGCGGGUCUGUUCGGCCGCUGGGGCUCGGCGGCGGCGGCGUGGGCGAGCUCGGGGCCGGGGGUCGGGGCUCCCCGCGCCCACCCUGGCCCCCCCGGCCGCCGCCCUGGCCCUGCCCCCGCGCAGCCUCCCCCGCGGCCUGGCCCUGGGCCCGUCGGGCGCCUCAGGGUCGCGGCCCGGGCUGCUCUGUGGGCCCUGGAGGGGCUGGCGGCCGGGCUCGGACCCCAGCCCCGGCCCCGGCCUCCGCAGGAGGUACGGAAGGCGGCGGGGCGGGGGCCGAGGGCCACGGGCCUCAGUUUCCUCCUCCGUAAAAUGCCGCCAGCGCUCCCGGGCCCGUCGCCCCUCCCUGGGUCAUGGGAAGCCCUGGGUUCAAAUCCCAGCUGUGCGACCCCGAACAAGUCACCGCCCUGUGCUGUCCAGGGUUCCCUGAACUUGUCCACACGGACCCGGAGCCCGCUUGUCCUGGGGGGUCUGUGCCAGGCGGGGCAGCGGCUUCUGCGGACAGGGACCCUCCCCUCUCCUCAGUCUAGACCCGAGGUUCCCCAGGGCAGGGAGGCGGCUUUGCCGGCCUUGCCCCUCCCGGCCACGCUCAGUGGACUGAGCGCUUCGGGAUCCCCCGCGCGCUCCUUUCUUCUCCGAUAAACCGGGUUUUCCCCUAAGUCUCCUGACCACCUGUGGACGUGCCUCGCUCUCCCCAUCUGUCCAGUGGGGUGCUCGAAUAGCACCGCUCUCCCCUGAAGAGGAUCCCGAGGCCUCCGCCUCUUCUCUAAACUGAGUCCGAAAAGCCGCAGACCACAGACUAGAUGAGCGAAGGAGACCCGGGUGUGUUGCAGCCUGUCUCUGACCCUCUCUGGCAGGUCAUGCACUUCGCAGGGAGAACGUGAGCUUCCUGAGCGCAGCGACUGGUUUGAUUUCACUCUUUUGCGCCCUUAAUUCCCAGCGCAGUUCAGGUGUCUAAUAAAUGAGUAACUUCUGAUGGAUGGAUGGAUUGCUAUUUGACUCAUCAGUGCUUUUUUUUUUCCGAAGCGCUCUUACCUCUAAUGGUCUUGUCACUCGAUAGCGUUUCUUGUAGUUACCUCAUAUUACAAUGUCCAUUGAACUCCGUGUGUGCCUGGGGGUGCCAUUUCUGGACUCGUCUUUCUUCUCACACCCGGGACAGUGCUCUGCACAGAGUAGCGGCUCACCAUCUCUCCCCAGUGGGACCCUGCCAUCGAAGGAGCAGCAAAACAGAGCCCCCAGUUUGGACUUGAAACCCAGGGAGAGAUUCCCACAGGCCCUUGUUGUUCCCCAGAGCCCCAGGAGCACAUUGAGGAGGAAGGGGGGGAGGAGGAGGAGGAGAGUGAAGGAAAAACAGUCCCUCUGUCAGACAGCCCCGGAGAGGGGUUACAGCUGUCCCGGAGCAACCCAUCUGUAGGUCCAGAGAGCCCAAGCUCCAGUGACAUGGCCUCCUCACCCAUGCCUCGUGGUAGGGGCCCCUGGCUCAGCCCCCGCUUGGCUAACUGAUCUUGUAAGCUAUUUGGCCCUGGGAGUGAGAGUUUCUCUGGCGUCAAGAGCUUGUCUCCCCAAGACCACCAGAAUGGAGAGACAGAGCCUUGGGGCUUCACCAAGCCUCCCAGAGACAGGAGGAGCCCAAAGGGCACUGCCCAGCCCCUCUGGAGGCCCUAAUGUUGUGCCGUGUGCCGCAAGGCCUUCCUGCAGCUCUGCCACCUGAAGAAGCACCAGUUUAUGCAUGCUGGGCACAAGCCAUUCCUGUGCACAGAAUGUGGCAAGAGCUACAGCUCUGAGGAGAGCUUCGAGGCCCACGUCCUGGGACAUCAGGGAGUGCAGCCCUUCCCCUGCCCCCAGUGAGACCUACCUGAGCACCAGGUGGUACACUUGGGUGCCCGCCCCUUCACAUGUGACCAGUGUGGGAAGGCCUUCACCCGAUGGUCUUCCUUACAGCUCCAUCACAAGGCCCACCGCGUGCCUGCUGUCCCCACCCCAUGCCCCUGCCCCAUCUGCGGACACCCCCCGGCCAACCGAGGCUCCCUGCACAACCACAUGCACCUCCACACGGAAGAGAAGCCCUUCCUGUGCCCCCAUUGUGGCCAGGCCUUCCGCCAGCAUGGCAACCUGAGGGGACACCUGCGCCUUCACACUGGCGAGCGGCCCUACUGCUGCCCCCACUGCGCGGAUGCCUUUCCCCAGCUGCCGGAGCUGCGGGGACAUCUCAUGUCUCACACAGGCGAGGCCCAUCUCUGCCCAGCGUGCAGCAGAGCCCUGUGGGAUCCCCACACACUCCAAGCUCACGAACACCUGCGCUCUGGUGAAAAGCCCUUUUCCUGCCCGCAGUGUGGCCGGCAUACGCUCUGGCCACCAAGCUGCGACGCCACCUCGAGUCUCAUCUGGCAGCCAAGCCUUUCCACUGCCCAACCUGUGGCGUGGGCUUCACCCUGCUGCGGAGUCUCCAAAGGCACCAGCUCAGCCAUCAGAGUAAGACCACCAGCAGCUGCACCCCUGCCCCAGCCAAGCCCGCCAUGGCGCUGCUCCGGGCAGAGAUGGAGCUGCGAGUCACCCCAAGCGAAGGGGAUUCCUCCCCCACCCCAGCUUCUCACCCAGCGGAUGUCAUGGAAGUCACCAUUUCAGAGAGUGAGGACAGAUGCCUUGUGGCUCAGGAAGAGUCAGGCCCCGGGCACAGCCUGGUCAUUCAAGAGAGUGGGGGGGGGGGUUCAGCACUGUGGCUGAGGUGGCGGAAGUAGAGACGGGCCCCCUGACAUCCCAGCUGGCCCUUCCACAAAAUCCCAUCUUACAUAUAAAGAUGUCUGUUUUCUA
This is a messenger RNA of Phascolarctos cinereus (koala), 2982 nucleotides long. The record is from RefSeq and is a predicted model, not a curated record. Lineage: Eukaryota; Metazoa; Chordata; Mammalia; Diprotodontia; Phascolarctidae.